Messenger RNA from Coccinella septempunctata (seven-spotted ladybird), 2774 nucleotides. RefSeq names its product leucine-rich repeat-containing protein 49. Bases 146 to 2635 code for a protein of 829 amino acids. The record is from RefSeq and is a predicted model, not a curated record. Gene Ontology annotation, molecular function: protein binding. The transcript has 9 exons. NCBI's taxonomy places the organism in Eukaryota, Metazoa, Arthropoda, Insecta, Coleoptera, Coccinellidae.
UCAGUUGUCAUUUGUCCUGCCACUUUUUUGAAAAGUGAAAUAAUUUUAUAUUUUUAUAAUUUGAUUUGAUAAUACUUGAAAGAGAUAAUAUUUAUUGAAAACUGUUGAAAAAUAUUUCUACAUACCUAAUGUUAAAUAGUGAUAAAUGUACAACCCCAUUAGCAGCAGUGUUUCGAUUGAAAAAAAGAAGCUGCUGAAGUUUCAAACUCGCACAAAAAGUGUGGAAUUGAAUGAUACAAGUGUGAAAAACCAAGAAACCUCAGAUGAAAAUUUUCUUAAAAUAGGUCCUGCAAUUCCUUCAGACGAAAGGAAGAAACUAUAUAAACGUUCCAACACCUCUUUGAGUUUUGGGGCUGUAACAAAAACUCCGGAAUCGCCAUAUCUUUAUGAUUCAGUCAACUUCAAAACUGAUCAGAAUGGUUCUGUUCUUGUCAUACGUAGUCAAAAGCAAAAGGAAAAGGAUCCUGAUCGAAUAACUCUUGAUAGACGAGGUCUUGUGAGCAUACCUGUAAUAGAAGGAGAGGAAAGAUUGAGAUUAUUGUCACUACAACACAACCUAAUUAGCAAUUUGGAUCGUUUCAAAUGUCAAAGAUUUCCAUACUUAGUUUUCUUAGAUUUAUAUGAUAACCAGUUGGAAAAGGUUUGUGGCUUGGAAAAUGUUGAAAACCUUAGGGUAAUUCUUAUGGGUAAAAAUAGGUUGAAAAAAAUUGAUGGAUUUCAAUGUCUCAGACAAAUAGAAGUCCUAGAUCUACAUGGAAAUAAAAUAAAUCAAAUAAGUGGCCUUUCCAAUCUAAAUAAAUUGAAAGUUCUUAAUUUAGCUGGUAAUCAAAUACGAAUUAUAGGUGUACUGGAUUUGAAUGGCUUAACAGCUCUGCAGGAAUUGAAUUUAAGGAGGAAUAGAUUGAAAAAAUUGUUGGGUUUUGCUGACACUCCAAAUUUGAUAAAAUUAUUCCUGAGUAAUAAUGAACUGAAAAGUAUUGAGGACAUAAGCAGUCUUGCCAAAUCUCUUAAAAUUAAAGAAAUAUGCAUGGAAAAUAAUCCAAUAAUGCAAGGAGGAGAUUGCAUCUCAUUUCUUGUGUCAUAUUUACCUCAGUUAGCAAAAUUAAAUUCUAUGCAAAUAAAUGAUCAAGUGAGAAAAGCAGCAAUGGCUUGGAGGAGAAAUAAAGAAACUUCCAAUGCAGCUUUUAUGGACUUAACAAGUGAUGUAUGCCUCAAUGUGAAGAGGGAAGAAGUUAUUUCUAAUGCUAGAACUAACUGGGAAUUAUUGAGAUCGCAAACAAGAUGUUUGAAUACUAAAGUGAAUGGCAUCCCUAAGGUGCUGAAUAAUGUACAGCCUGAUACAGAUUUUUUCCUAACACCCCUUACAAAAUCAGAAAUCAAACAUCACAGCAGGUUGAGGGCAAAAAAGCUCAAAGUUUCAGUAUUGCCUGAUAAAAAAUUACAGUUUGUUAGGAGCUCUUCCCAAGAUACAGAAAAUUCUCAGAAUACCUCAUCUUCAAAUACUUCUAUCAGUGAAUAUUUCAAGUUACCCCCCAUUUUGGUUCCUAUAAUUUCUAAAAUGGAAGAAGAAAAUGAUGGACUGAAGAGAUCUGGUAGUUUAUCAAGUUUAUUUGAAAAUUUAGACAAGUCAUCCUGCUCUUAUGAGAGUGACUACCAAUCGUGUGACAGUUCUGCUUCUGACGAGGAAAUGGAUGAUGAUGGCGAAUUCGCAACAAUUAAAGAAAUUGGAAAUAAAACUAGCGAAUUUGAUGAUGAUGCUUUAGCAAAAGCUAUUGAAAGAUGCUCCCCAGUAUUGGAUAAAGGGACAAAAAGUAAAUCUACUUCUGAUUCCUCAAGCAACCUGUCCUCAUCUCUCUCCAGUAUAACCUUGCCCAGUAAUGUUGAGGGCGAAAGCAUUCCCUUAAAAAAAACUCAAAGAAAUAUAAAGAGUGCUCAUCCCAUGAAAGCUUCCCAAGUUUUGAAACUGAGAACAAGAGCUUCAACAGCUAAGCCGAAAAAACGAUUGUCUCCACCAGUAGCAAAUAAGGAUAGGGAACAAGAAACAAACAUCCACUGCUUGGGUCAACUGAAUGCAUUAGCCGAGGCUCAGGGACUAUCUUCACUUUUUAUUGAGGAAGAGGGAAAUCCUAUUUAUACUAAGAAAUGGAGAAAUUAUGCAAUUUUUAGAUUAUCGCAUUGGGGACUCAAGUAUAUCAAUGAUGUUGAGGUUACUAAAGAAGAAAUUGAGGAAGCCAAUGAAGAUUAUCAAAGUUUGAGUGAUAUGGUUCUGUGGUCACUACCAGAUAUACAUUUGCAGCCUUUGCUAAGUAGAUUACGAAUAGACAUGAAACAGCCGGAACAGAGCGCAAAAAAAUGGUUGUUAUCAGCAGAUCCAGAAUUGAAGAGUGUAGUCAGCAAAGAAGCACUACAGUGGAAAAAAAGAACCACUUCACAGGAAGAUUUGGUGAUGAGACAAAAAGCCAGAAGUCACAUAACAUCUUUGUUAGAAGAAAUGAGUCACACUGUACACAAAUUACGUUUAUUAGACCAACAAGGGCCUUCACUAUUGCAAGAAAUUGUUUGUAAUACUUUAUUAGAUUAUUCACACAUGGAUUUAUAUAUGAAGCAAAAACUUCAAGAAGUGACGAAUGAUUGAACACUGCCAUAUCAAGUAUUGUUUUUUCAAUCUUUAUAUUAUCUAGUUGUAAGCACAAAAGAGUUGAUACUGUUUGGAGAAGUAUUGAUUGUUCAUGUUGUACUCGUUAUGUUUUUUUAUUAAAUAUUUUUUGAAAUGA